AAUGUGAUUUCAACAAUAGUAGUUCAAAACGACCUUAUCAGUGCGACCCUGUGCGAUUGUUAACGUGAUUACCAGUUGUUUUGUUGAUGUUUUCUGAUAAGAGGUGACUUUACCAGUGUCGAUAACAUGCUUACCGAUAUGACGCCUACUGCUGGGCAAUUUUAUGGGGCCCAGAUACCAGCGAUGACUAUGAAUGUCAAAACUGCUGAUCACCCUAGUCUACGAGGCACUCCGCUAGCGAUGCUUGCCGCCCAAUGCAACAAACUCUCCAACAAAUCACCCCCACCCUUAGCAGACGCAGCAGUCGGCAAAGGCUUUCACCCCUGGAAGAAGAGCCCUCAAGGCGCUCCCUCCCCUAACCUCAUCGGAGUAUCCUCAUCAAGCUCGCUGCCACCUCAGAGAUCAUCAGCCUCGAACCCAACGUACUCUCGAUCUGUGAUGACGUCAUGCUCCAGCGUCCCCACCACAGCUUCAUACGGCAGCGAUCUGUACUUCCCUGGAGCUACAUCUCAGCCAGCAGUAGCAGAUAACUCUCAUGUUCACCAUCACCAGAGCUCCUUGCUGGGCAAGGUAGAAGGAGCUGCGACUGCGCAUCACGCUGCGUUAGGCUCGGUGUACUCUCGACAUCCGUACGAGACCUGGCCAUUCAACACUAUGUCUAGCGCCUCCCACCACGGCGGUAUCAAGAGUGACACGGUGGCUUCAGCCAACGCUUGGUGGGACGUUCAUUCCACUGCCGGCAGCUGGCUGGACAUGAGUGGUGCUGCAGGCAUGCACGCUCAAAUGGCAGCUAACUACUCCCCUGACUACUCCAGCCUGACGCAUUCUCUGGCUGCCUCGAACCAUCUGCUCUCUUCCGGGCAACACUUGCUCCAAGACACGUACAAGUCCAUGUUGCCUGGAGCUCAGAGCGUGGGCGCUUCCUUCGGGUUGCACGCUGGAUCUGCGCCCUCGCCCACAGGAGGGUCUGGGGGUUUACCGCCUCAAGUGCCCUCGCCUAGGUCCCAAAGGAGGUACACCGGUAGAGCUACUUGUGAUUGCCCCAACUGCCAAGAAGCCGAGAGACUCGGUCCUGCUGGGGUACACCUGAGGAAGAAGAACAUCCACAGCUGUCACAUACCUGGUUGUGGGAAAGUGUAUGGGAAGACGUCUCACCUGAAGGCCCAUCUGAGGUGGCAUACAGGGGAAAGGCCCUUCGUGUGCAACUGGUUGUUUUGCGGUAAGAGAUUCACCAGGUCCGAUGAGCUUCAGAGGCAUCUGAGGACACACACAGGGGAGAAGAGAUUCGCUUGUCCCGUGUGUAAUAAGAGAUUCAUGCGGUCGGACCACCUGGCUAAGCACGUGAAGACCCACAACGGGACUGGCAAGAAAGGCAGCUCGGACAGUUGUAGUGACUCUGAGGAGAACAGUCAAAGUGAUAUGACGAAUAACGUGAAUUCUCCGUCGUCUAUCAAUCAGACGCCUCCACCGUCGAAUAUGGGGUUGGAUAUGGUCACGGGGAUGGACGUGAAACCGCCUGGUUUGGUUUGAGGCAGAUGGGGCCCUGCGCUACUGUACCCCAGUUAUCCCCGCUAGCGUGAGGCCCCACAAAAAGUGAUAUUCGUCUUUGUGUAUAAAUUUUGUAAAUAGUACUUUUAUGAAUGGACAGAGCUUUAGUUGAUAUUCAUUGCUUAUAGGUGAGUCUUGUAGAGGGAUUAUUAGAAAUACUCAUGAAAGUUUAAUGUAUUUGAAACCGAAAAUAAUUUUGAGUAAGGAAGUGAUGGCCUAUUGAUCUAUAGAAAUUGCAUUCAUUAUUCUUCAUACCAGUAGUUGGUGCAAUUUAUGAAGUUGCAUGUUUUCUACAUUUUGAAUGGUCUAUAAUUUUCAGGUUUUGAUUAUGCGUACUUUUCUGGGUAGGUCUUAUCAGACCCCGUCAAGAUUCACCUUGUAUUAUUGUAUAUAUUAUAUAAUUAUAUUUCAAGAAAGUGUAAGUGGUGAAUGAAAAACGUGUCUUUAAAUGUUUUCACAUAUCAUCCCAGUUCGGCUUUUCUCGAGCUUCUCUAUAUAUUUCAUAAUACACAGAUAGUAUUUCCGUUUAUUUUCUUGAUACUGUGAGGUUUUAUGUUUCUCCUCGCCAAAGAAUCUGUAUUUUCUGUAAAUUGUAAUAAUUUCUGUAAAUUAUUGUCUAAGAGCUUUUGUGAACACGUUGAAUAUAAAAUAUCAUUAAAAAAAUUUGGAUCUAAA
Messenger RNA from Phaedon cochleariae (mustard beetle), 2223 nucleotides. NCBI's taxonomy places the organism in Eukaryota, Metazoa, Arthropoda, Insecta, Coleoptera, Chrysomelidae. The record is from the annotation of a GenBank genome assembly.